Messenger RNA from Ichthyophthirius multifiliis, 579 nucleotides. RefSeq lists its product as hypothetical. The transcript is spliced from 3 exons. Gene Ontology annotation, biological process: phosphorylation. Gene Ontology annotation, molecular function: transferase activity, transferring phosphorus-containing groups. Lineage: Eukaryota; Ciliophora; Oligohymenophorea; Hymenostomatida. The record is from RefSeq and is a predicted model, not a curated record.
AUGGAAGAAGAUAAUUAUAAUUACUUUAAGUAAUAUUUUCCAAUGGUUAUUACUAAUUGUGAAUUAUUAAUGAACUUAAUAAAUGAUAUUUUGGAUCAUUAAUAGAUAAUUGCAGGGCGAUUUAGAAUUACUCCGAGUGUUUUUUAGUUUGAUGAGUUACUUUAGUAAAUUUAUAGUCUUUUUUAAAUAUAAUGUAAAGAAAAAAACAUUCAGUUUAUUUUAAAAAGAAAUAAAAAUCUUACUAUAAAUUCAGAUAAAAAUCGAAUAAAAUAAGUCCUUAUUAACUUUAUUUCGAAUUCUAUAAAAUUCACCAAAAAUGGAAAAAUAUAGCUCAAAACGAAUCUUUCGAAAGAUAAAACACUUCUCUCAAUAAGUAUUAGGGAUACUGGAAGUGGAAUACCAAAGGAAGUUUAGGAAAAACUUUUUUAGCCUUUUUCUACUUUCGAUAAUAUGUUUGGAAAUAAUAGAAAUGGUGUUGGCUUAGGAUUAUGUAUGUGUUAAAAUUUAGUUAGUUAAUUAGGUCCUUAUAAGAAGAUUUUUUUAGAAUCUCAUAUUGGUAAAGGAAGAAACCGAAACUGA